Camponotus floridanus (Florida carpenter ant) is the source of this 2683-nucleotide messenger RNA. RefSeq names its product cholinephosphotransferase 1 (gene bbc). Gene Ontology annotation, molecular function: ethanolaminephosphotransferase activity; diacylglycerol cholinephosphotransferase activity. The transcript is spliced from 11 exons. Bases 1 to 1818 code for a protein of 605 amino acids. NCBI's taxonomy places the organism in Eukaryota, Metazoa, Arthropoda, Insecta, Hymenoptera, Formicidae. Gene Ontology annotation, biological process: phosphatidylethanolamine biosynthetic process. The record is from RefSeq and is a predicted model, not a curated record. Gene Ontology annotation, cellular component: endoplasmic reticulum membrane; Golgi apparatus.
AUGCGUGGACGACAUAUGACACAUCGCCCGAUUUCACGUCGCACGCUCGCGCACGCGCAGAGACCGGAACGGCUAGCGUGGCCAGUUUCCGGUGUGGCAGAGCCGGGGCCCGGGGCGCGCAGAGAUGUCGUACGUGUACGCGAUGACGAUCGCUUGUCAUGUUUGACCGUAUCGCCGCAGUUGCGUGCACGAUCCGGUGAUAGGGUAUCGUCGCGUAUCCUCGCAGGACCGAUCCCACCGUCCGAUUCGUCGCGUUCCUCGGUCCCUGCGGUGCUGAAGGUGCUCGCGCAACCCGCAGGCAUGCAGUUUUACAAGAAGGUGCUGUCGCCCGGCCAGCUGAAACGGUUGAGCGAGCACAAGUACAGUUGCACGAGCAAGAGCAUCCUGGACAGCCUCCUGCAGCCCUGGUGGAACUGGCUGGUCAGCAAAGUACCGCUCUGGCUCGCGCCCAACCUCAUCACCGUGCUCGGGCUCAUCGUCAACAUCGUCACCACUCUGAUCCUCGUCUACUACAGUCCGGACGCGAGGGCAGAGCCUCCUAGAUGGGCAUGUUUUUUAUGUGCUCUUGGUCUGUUUGUAUAUCAGAGUUUAGACGCUAUUGAUGGUAAACAGGCCAGGAGAACUGGUACAUCUACACCAUUGGGUGAACUGUUUGAUCAUGGAUGUGAUUCAAUAUCAACAGUGUUUGUUGCUUUGUCAGCAUGUAUAGCGGUACAAUUAGGAUACUACCCAACAUGGAUGUUUUUCCAGUGUUUCUGCGCAAUGACGCUAUUCUACUGUGCUCAUUGGCAAACUUAUGUUUCAGGUUCCUUAAGAUUUGGUAAGGUGGAUGUAACAGAAGCACAAUUUACUAUCAUAGCUAUUCAUCUGAUUUCUGCUAUCUUUGGCCCACAGAUCUGGAUGCUGGAGAUACCAUUUUUAGUAGAUGGCUUUAUGUUUAAAUAUUUAUUAGGAGUUAUGACAGUGGUGUGUGCACUGGCAAAUUUGUAUUCCAUAUUUUCGGUGAUUUUCACCGGAGGAGUGGGCAAGAAUGGUUCCACUGUGGCUAUCCCUGUGCUCGGUGUAGGCACACUCAAUAACUACAUAGCAGUGCUCUUUUAUGCAGGCUUCAUUAAGGUGUUCCUUGAAUUCUGUAAAGUCUUUGAAUCUGGUGGGAUUGGAAAAAAUGGUUCCACAAUUGCAUUGCCAUACACUGGCACAGAGGUGAAGGUGUUUCCGUUAUGGGCUGCUGUGGGCAUCGCUAUUUUACUUGCACAGAGCAGCAUAUCCGUCAUUCUCGCCGGUGGUGUCGGAAAAAAUGGCUCCACCGUCGCAGGAACAUCUGUCUUAUCGCCAAUUAUACCAUUUAGUUUCGUGAUAGUGCCAGCUUUUAUAAUAUAUAGAAAAAGCGCUGAGCACGUCUAUGAAAAUCAUCCAUCCUUGUAUAUACUUGCAUUUGGGAUGGUUGCAGCCAAAGUUACCAACAGAUUAGUGGUUGCUCAUAUGACCAAAAAUGAGAUGCAAUAUUUGGACAGUUCUUUAUUUGGCCCAGCUAUGUUGUUCCUUAAUCAAUAUUUCAAUUUUUUCAUCAAGGAGUAUUACGUUCUUUGGAUGUGUUUCAUCUGGGUUACUUUGGAUCUUUUCCGAUAUAGUGCUCAAGUAUGCCUUGAAAUAUGUGAUCACAUGAAGAUUAAGUUAUUCAGGAUACCAUGCGAUCAUCAUACAAUCACUACUCAGAUUUCUAACGUCACCGAGAAAAAUGUUCACAUGAUGGUGGAAGAAGAGCCGCUGUUAGAUGAGGAACAUCAUAACGGAUCUGAUGCGACUGUCGACCUCUGAUAUUAGCGAUAAUAUUAAUAUUGUUAGAUCAGCCUUACACUCCACGACUCAAAACGCAAUAACGCCAAAUUGGUUGUAAUAGGCGAGAUAAUAAAGCAUCGCGUUAAUUAUCGUCCGAUAAUAUUACGAAACAACAACUGCGGAAAUAUACGUGGCGAUACAUGAGGAGUAGUAAUUUGUCUGUGUCGAAUGCACGAGGAUAUCUUGUUGAUGUGGUUGCGUAUAAAAAAAGAGGUAUCUCUCGCAUUCUUUUUAUAAGGUAAUUAUUAAUAUUAUUUUAAUAAUGCGAUCGAAUAUGUAUAUAUAUGCAAAGAAUGAAAAAAAAACGGUACAAAAGUGUUAGCGAUACAGUUGAAUUGCCGUCGAUGACAAAGAUUCGAUAUGUUUGUAAUAAUUAUCAGGGUGCAUUUACGAGUAAAAUCAUUUUUUUUAAUUACGUAAUAUUAUACGUAAGCUUGUUAUAUCGGUAUUAUACUAAAGGAUACUACUUAAACAGUUGCAUAGAAGCGAAAAGAUAUAUUUCGCCCUCUCGUGCUUUAUUCAAAGAGAUUCAAUCUUUGAAAUAGCGAAUUUGAAGAUACUUGUAAGAAUGCUAUAGUUGUAUUCUGACAGAAAUUCUUUGUACUUUGAUAUGAAUGAAUAUAAAUGAAUUGUCGCAUCGAGUUUGUCGAAAGAAAAUAUUUGAAUCUUUGAGAUAAGACAUUGAUAUGUUUAAUUUCUUAGGUGAAUUAAUAAGUAUUAAUUAAGUCUGAUGAAAUAUAAGAUUAGAAAUAAUGGAAAUAAUAUUUGAUUAAAUAUUAAAAUAAUACUGGAUCUAAUGGCUCGCCGUUUUAAUAUCGCUCGUAAUAGGAUUAAUUUUUUUUAC